UCAAGGACGUUCACCUCUUUUAUAGUCCCGUAUCGUGCACUUGUCGAAACAAAAGUAUAAAACAAUGUGUACAUUAAGUAUUUUUUUAAAAACAAAUAAUUAAGCAGUGCGUCACAAACAGCGUUUUAAUUGUUUUGUAACUAAAUAAUUUUGUUUGAAAAUUACAAGAGCAAGCAGAAACUCCGUGUAAAAAUGUUGAAAGCAAUAUUAUUGUUGGCCAUCACGGCUCAUUUCAUUUACACUACUGUAGCUGUAACAGAUGAUUGCACGGGUGCUAAUGAAGAAUAUAUCGACUGCUAUAAAGGAUGUACUCCCCAAACCUGCGCAUAUAUCGGGAAAAAAGUGAACUGUCCACUCGAACCAGCAGACUGCGUCGGCGCAUGCAGAUGCAAAUCAGGAUAUGUUGAGAUCGAUAAUACAUGUACUCCUGUGACACAAUGUACUAGCUGUGGAGGUGAUCCUAAUGCAAGACCUGGGUGUGGAACAAACUGUGGAAGACUGUGCUCCAACUACCAAAACCACGUGAUUUGUCCAAGAUAUCAAUGCGACAAUACUGGCUGUGACUGCAAAGACGGUUAUGUUUAUGAUACUGAUGCCCAGCAAUGUGUUCUCCCCGAUGAUUGCCCUAAAACUAUUAAGGCAGCAGCUGAUGCCGAAGCUUGAAAAAAUCUCAUUUUACGAACACCUAACUUUUGAGAACUGUUCUGAUGUUGAUACUUUAUUAUAUGUAUGUCAUUUCAAUAUUCAGCAAUAAAAUACUUUUGUGAAUUUGUAA
Amyelois transitella is the source of this 775-nucleotide messenger RNA. Its product is annotated as inducible metalloproteinase inhibitor protein-like. NCBI's taxonomy places the organism in Eukaryota, Metazoa, Arthropoda, Insecta, Lepidoptera, Pyralidae. The record is from RefSeq and is a predicted model, not a curated record. The transcript has 6 exons. The coding region runs from base 193 to 663 and encodes 156 amino acids.